Molecule: messenger RNA, 2442 nt
Organism: Lacerta agilis (Sand lizard)
Lineage: Eukaryota; Metazoa; Chordata; Lepidosauria; Squamata; Lacertidae
Gene: STS
Product: steroid sulfatase
Exons: 11
Coding region: 234-1985 (583 amino acids)
Molecular function (GO): arylsulfatase activity
Source: RefSeq, a predicted model, not a curated record
UUGAGUAGGGGCAUGACUUGUCACAGAGAGAGAAGGAGGGAUUAAAUUGGUUUCCAUUAGUUCAGGUUGGCUGUGUGGGGCUGUUUUCACAGAAGAGACAUAGCAGCUGACAUUCUGAGCAGGUAUUUGGAGUCAGUAAUGAACUGGGUGAGAAAAUAAACUGAAGCAUAACCCAAACAAGACAGAGGCGUUGGUGGUAACUUUUUGAAGCACCCUUGCCCUAAAACAGCAGAAUGAUUAUCCUCCUUCCUGUGAUGCUUUAUCUGUGGCCUGUAAGCAAUGCUAUUAAUGAAAGGAUUUCAAAGCCCAAUAUUGUAUUAUUCAUGGCUGAUGAUCUUGGCAUUGGAGACCUGGGAUGCUAUGGAAACACAACUUCAAGGACUCCUAACAUUGACAAGUUAUCUAAAGAAGGAGCAACACUGACCCAACACAUAGCAGCCUCACCACUAUGUACCCCAAGCAGGGCAUCUUUCUUGACAGGCCGCUAUUCUGUCAGAUCAGGAAUGGCUAGCCUGCACAAAGUUGGGGUCUUCUUGUUUUCUGCUUCUUCUGGUGGACUCCCUAUGGAAGAAAUAACAUUUGCUAAACUUCUCCAGCAGAAGGGUUAUUCUACAGCUCUCAUAGGAAAAUGGCAUCUUGGGAUUAACUGCAACAGCAGUGAUGACUUCUGCCACCACCCUUUAAAUCAUGGAUUUGAUUACUUUUACGGGGUGCCUGUGAACAAUCUCAGGGACUGUAAACCUGGUCACGGAAGCGUGUUUAGCGCUGGACUGAAGAUGCACACUCGUGCAGCACUCCAGACCACGGCGGUUGCUCUGAUCUCUUUGGCGGUUCUGAAUUACGUUGGCUUUGUCAGAGUUCCCCACAGAGUGCUGGGCUACUUCUUCUUAAUAGCUGCAGUGAUAGUUGGAGUUUUGCUGCUCUUCUUUUAUAACUUCCAGAAUCUUAACUGCUUCUUGAUGCGGAAUCACAGUAUUAUCCAGCAACCCUGGAACUAUGAGAACCUCACUCAGAGAUUCACAGAGGAAGCCAAAAGAUUCAUAGGAAGGAACACCAAUGCACCAUUUCUUCUGUUUGUGGCUUAUACUCAGGUCCACACAGCUCUUUAUGCAUCCCAAGCUUUCAGAGGAAAAAGCAAACACGGUUUAUAUGGAGAUGCCCUGGAAGAAAUGGACUGGAGUGUAGGGCAAAUACUCCAUGCGUUAGAUCAAUGGCACCUACGUGAGCAGACUCUUGUGUACUUCACAUCUGAUCAUGGGGCACAUGUGGAAGAAAUAUCAGCCAAUGGAGAAGUCCAGGGUGGUUACAAUGGAAUAUAUAAAGGUGGAAAGUCUACAAGUUGGGAAGGAGGGAUUCGAGUUCCUGGUCUUCUCCGCUGGCCUGGAGUGUUUAAGCCUGGUACACAUAUUGAUGAGCCCACAAGUAAUAUGGAUAUAUUCCCCACAAUAGUUAAACUUGCUGGAGCAUCACUGCCCAGUGACAGAAUUAUUGAUGGACAUGAUCUGAUGCCCUUGCUUCGAGGUAUUGCUCUCCGAUCCAAGCAUGAAUUUCUCUUCCAUUACUGUAAUGCAUAUUUAAAUGCAGUGCGCUGGCAUCCAGGAAACAGUAAAUCUAUCUGGAAAGCAUUUUUUUUCACUCCAAAUUUCAGUCCACGAGAUUCCAAUGGCUGCCAUGAUGAUCAUGUGUGUUUUUGCUAUGGAAAUUCAGUCGCGUACCAUGACCCACCAUUGCUUUUUGAACUUUCCAAGGACCCAGAAGAAAAAAACCCACUGACACCAGAAACUGAGAGUCAUUUCCAUGAAAUCAUUCAAGUCAUUCAACAGGCAGUGAGCAACCACACCAAGUCACUGGUCAUGGUUCCAAACCAGCUUUCCCUGGAAAAUAUUUUGUGGAAGCCUUGGCUUCAGCAAUGUUGUUCUUCUUUCCUCCAGUUUUGCUAUUGUGACCGUGAGUCAAGAGAAAACAAGAAAUUGCCAGAAGCAUGACAUCGCUAAUGUACAAUCACACCGAUGCUUUAGGGAUAAACAAGAUGAGGGUGGGGAGCAGAUCAUACUUUGACCUUAAAAAAAUGUAAGGAUGCAGUAUGGUUUUGCUCGGUGGUUUUGCUCAAAUAGUCAGUGGUGUGCAGUGAUACUGUGCUGUGCAAAGAUUGCUCUCUCAGAUUCACAGUUCCAUAAACAGGUUGUGCGUUUUCAAGGAUGCUUGCAGAGGGACUGAUGAAAGUGUAUACAUUUUCAGAGAAAAGCAGGUAUCCAAGGAAUGGAGCAAGUAGCAGCAGCAUUAUUAUUAACACAGUGGGGACACCAUCUUUUUUUUAUCCACAAUGCUUCGGUGUCAUGUCAUGAUGUAGCAUCAUUCCCAACAAGUUAUUAUAGGAAUAUAUGGCAGCCUGGCUGACUGGCUGCAGGGCACAGCUGCUUCCACCCUAUUAAAAUGGCCAAG